Molecule: messenger RNA, 1244 nt
Organism: Ceratotherium simum simum (southern white rhinoceros)
Lineage: Eukaryota; Metazoa; Chordata; Mammalia; Perissodactyla; Rhinocerotidae
Source: RefSeq, a predicted model, not a curated record
AGCAAGUUCUUGGAGCUAUAAGGAGACCCCCUGCCCACUAUGCGCAACCAGGUGUUCUGCUGGGUAUCCCUUUGUCUCCUGGGAGCAGGCACCAUGGACGUUAGAAUCACUCAGAGUUCAAAAUACCUGCUCAGAGAAGAAGGACAAGAGGUGACCCUGGAAUGUGAACAGAAUUUGGAUUACGACUACAUGUACUGGUACCGACAGGACCCAGGACAAGGGCUGAGACUCAUCUACUACUCACGGUUUGUAAAUGAUAUUCAGAAAGGAGACGUGUCUGAAGGCUACAAUGCCUCUCGGGUGAAAAAGGCAUUCUUUCCCCUCACUGUGGCAUCAACACAAAAGAACCAGACAGCCCUGUAUCUCUGUGCCAGUAGUAGAGACACACAGGGCCACGGUGAUUACUAUCACUUCGGCCCAGGGACCAAGCUGACGGUCGUCGAGGACCUGAAGGAGGUGUUCCCACCCAAGGUGACUGUGUUUGAACCAUCGGAAGCAGAGAUCAGCCGGACCGAGAAGGCCACGCUCGUGUGCCUGGCCACAGACUUCUACCCUGACCACGUGGAGCUGAGCUGGUGGGUGAACGGGAAGGAGGUCCAGACUGGGGUCAGCACAGACCCUCAGCCCUACAAGGAGCAGCCCACCCAGAAAAACUCCAACUACUCUCUGAGCAGCCGGCUGAGGGUCUCUGCUGCCUUCUGGCACAACCCCCGCAACCACUUCCGCUGCCAAGUCCAGUUCUUCGGGCUCACGGACGGGGACAACUGGACACUGACUAGGGCCAAACCCAUCACCCAGAACAUCAGUGCUGAGGCCUCGGGCAGAGCAGAAUGUGGCGUCAGCUCAGUGUCCUAUCAGCAAGGGGUCCUGUCUGCCACCAUCCUCUAUGAGAUCCUGCUGGGGAAGGCCACCCUGUAUGCUGUGCUGGUCAGUGCCCUCGUGCUGAUGGCCAGGGUAAGGAGAAGGUCAGGGUGGGCAGGUUAUUGGAGGGAGAGGGUGGAACAUCAUACAAGGGAUAUCUGGGGAUCUCAGAGCCUGACCUCAGCCCUGAUAUGGCCUACUCUGUCAAAGAAAGUACAAUGGGACUGCCAGACUGGGGAGAAAGUACAGGGAUCAUUACAGAAUGCAGCCUCGGAGGGUGGGGAGAAUCAACCAGCCCUACCCAAAUCAAUCCCGAGAGUCAGGCUCCUCUGACCCACUCCUACUGUUCCACGGCUGCCAGGACUCUGACAGUGUCCUCUCUU